AUGCCCAUGCCAUGCGCUGCAAUGCCCUGUUGGUGCCGAUGGCUCCCACUUGGAUCUGGCAGUGACUGUAUGUACCAGACAUGGUCAAUCGGAAACGGCUGCGAAAAAACUGGUCAAUCAGAGCGAGGCUUGUCCAACGCGGCCCAAGGUAGCAUUGAAGCCGACGGGCAAGAACUGCUGCAGCAAAAAGAGUCCGAGGCAGAAGCAUCAGAUACCCUGUUCCUGACGAUGGGGAGGAAAUCUAGAAGAUCAUCAGUUGUGUCUGUCAUCCACGUGUUGUGCUACUGA
Neurospora tetrasperma FGSC 2508 is the source of this 288-nucleotide messenger RNA. RefSeq lists its product as uncharacterized. NCBI's taxonomy places the organism in Eukaryota, Fungi, Ascomycota, Sordariomycetes, Sordariales, Sordariaceae. The record is from RefSeq and is a predicted model, not a curated record. Bases 1 to 288 code for a protein of 95 amino acids. The transcript has 2 exons.